This is a messenger RNA of Chrysemys picta bellii (western painted turtle), 975 nucleotides long. The record is from RefSeq and is a predicted model, not a curated record. Lineage: Eukaryota; Metazoa; Chordata; Testudines; Emydidae.
CCCGCCCCUCCCGCUGGGGUCUCAGAUCCGAGAUGGCGGCGGCCGAGGCGGAGUACGAGUCCAUCCUGUGUGUGAAGCCCGAUGUCAGCGUCUACCGCAUCCCGCCGCGGGCCUCCAACCGGGGAUACAGAGCGUCUCAUUGUUUUCCUGGAACAGAAUGGGGGCAUCUGACUGGAAACUGGACCAGCCGGACUGGACAGGGCGUCUCCGUGUCACGUCAAAAGGCAAAAUUGCAUAUAUAAAGCUAGAGGAUAAAGUUUCAGGAGAGCUCUUUGCUCAGGCUCCCAUAGACCAGUUCCCUGGCCUUGCAGUGGAGACUGUGACAGAUUCCAGCCGGUACUUUGUCCUCCGAAUUCAGGAUGGGAAUGGGCGAAGCGCUUUCAUUGGCAUCGGCUUUUCAGAUCGGGGUGACGCCUUUGACUUCAAUGUCUCCCUGCAGGAUCACUUCAAGUGGGUGAAACAGGAGACCGAAAUCUCCAAGGAGUCACAGGAAACUGACACACGCCCCAAACUGGACCUAGGGUUCAAGGAAGGACAGACCAUCAAACUAAACAUUGGGAACAUGCCAACAAAGAAAGGAGGGGCACCCAAACCCCGUGCAGCUGGAUUGGGGGGGCUGAACCUGCUCCCACCCCCUCCAGGUGGCAAAAUCACAGCCCCUCCAAUCCCUCCCCCAUCUUCAACAGCCAUUUCCAACCAUGUGACGCCGCCACCAGUGCUGAAAUCCAGCAACAUGGGCAAUGCUGAUAUCCUGUUGGAUUUGGACUCUCCUGCAUCCAUCUCUAAGGCACCAGCACUUGCUGCUGUUCCAGCCACCACAGACCUCUGGGGAGACUUCAGCACUGCAUCCAGAUGUGCUCCAGCCUGGAAUAGACAGGAGGUGGUGGAUCUCUUGGGCCUGUGGAGAGAAGUGGCUGUGCAGGAACAGCUCUGAACCAGCCAUAGAAAUGUGGACAUCUACAAGCAGACUGCUCG